Messenger RNA from Rotaria sp. Silwood2, 780 nucleotides. The record is from the annotation of a GenBank genome assembly. Lineage: Eukaryota; Metazoa; Rotifera; Eurotatoria; Philodinida; Philodinidae.
AUGACUUUACCACUAGUCACUAGAGAAGACACAUCUCUUGAUCCUGUAGAGUGGUCAUCGACCAGAGAUGUAGCACACAACUUACUUGACUCAUUGUUAAAUUAUACUCAAUGUGUGCGAGAUCGUCCAGUUUGGCAACCUAUUCCAAAUGACAUACGCAUGAUACUCGAAAAUGAAGCGUUUCCAGAACAAGGCCAAACAUUAUCAGAUGUCUGCCAACAUGUACUCACUUACUUUCUACCUUACUCUCUAGGCAAUACGCACCCUCGUUUUUGGGCUUGGGUUGUGGGCGAAGGGACGCUAGGUGGUACACUUGCUGAUUUGAUCGCUGCAACAACGAACUCAAUGACUGGUGGUGGUACUCAUAGUGCUAUAUUAGUCGAGCGUACAGUCAUUAAAUGGAUGCGUCAACUGUUUGGUUAUCCAGAAGGAAGUACUGGUGGCCUCAUUGCAAGUGGAACAUCAAUGGCAACAGUAACAUGUUUAGCAGCGGCUCGCCAAAAAGCACUAGCAAAUGUGCGAACAGAUGGACUUAUCAAUGGGCCAAAACUGGUUGCUUAUGCAUCGACCGAAGUUCAUAUAUGUGUUGUGAGAGCAUUCGAAUUGUUAGGACUUGGGUCGAAUGUUUUGCGGCGUGUAUCAGUCGAUGAAAAUUUUUGUAUCAACAUCGAUGAACUGAAGGCAUGUAUUCGAACGGAUCGUGAUAAUGGCUUUCUUCCUUUCUGCAUUAUUGGAAACGCUGGUAUGUCUGAUAGAGGUCUACAAGAAAAAUUUACUUGA